UAAAAAUAUUGUGACGACCACAUUUAUAUAGCAACGACUAUAGACAAUAUUUUCUUCUGUACAGCAACAGAAUGAAAUAAGACUUUUUCAGUACAGUUCAGGUGGAAAAGCAGAACAUUAGAGCCAGAGGAGGAAAUUAUGGACGUGACAAGACAAGACGAAGCAGGAUUAUUUCCAAGACUACAACAAAGAACACAAUAUUCAUUCACCGUACAAUGGACGUACAUACGAGAUGAAGAAUGGAUGCCAGUUGAUCAUUUCUUAAUUGAAUACAACAGUUCAAAAGAACCAGAGUAUAAGCAUAUUGAACUACGACGAGACGAGAGAGUGCGCACAAUAAAUGAUUGCAGAUCAGGAACGAAGUAUUCUGUUACUAUCACAUCAAUUGAUAUUAAUGGAAAAGCAAUCAUCAGAGCGAAGCCUCUUAUUGUUGAAACCUCUGCGCCGAUCAAACGACCCAUAUUAAAACUAUUACACAAUGAACCUGGUGCCAUAACAAUUGGUUGGAACGUACCUCAAGAGUUUGGUGAUGGAAAAAUUAAAGAAUACGAGCUUCAGGUGAAUGGCCAAGAUUAUGCAAAAGUCAUUUCCACACAGAACGAAGUGACGUACACAGACUGCAGACCACUCAGAACUUACACAUUCAGGUUACAAGCAAUUUCCAGACUAGCAGAUUGCAACAGUGACUUCUCCCAUGUUCUUGAUGUCACAUGUCCUGGAGCUCUACCAAUCACAUUGGAGCGUGCUCAUUGCCGCAAUGUUAAUAAAGUCAAGGUUGCCUGGAACAGACCUAUAUGCCAAGGAGGAGCAAGAGUUAGAGAAUAUCAGCUUUAUUAUCUCAAAACAAAUGAUGCUAAUUAUCGGCCAAGCAAAGAAGAAAUAAUGAAAAGUGAAGCAAGCAUUUUGCACACAUUGUCUCCUGCUUCUGUUGAAGACUCCCUAAAAGUUGAAGCAGAUAAAUAUUAUUGGGCAUUUCUUGAGGCAGAGAUUGUGCCAGAUGGCUGUCCUAAUAUUAUAACACCAUCAAUACAGUUACACACAACAAAGAAGCCAUUACCACCUGAAAUCAGUGUUGAUAUUUAUGGUCUUAAAGAACGACAGGCUUAUGGCAAGGAAAUAGAUUAUCUGGUUGAUAAAAGAGAUCGGUGAGAAUAAGAUUUUAAUCCUUUGAGAGAAUACACGAAAACGACGACCGUAAUAUCACUAAAUGCAAAUAAAAGUUCAUUGUCAUUGACCAUACUGUGCACUGUACAGU
Dendronephthya gigantea is the source of this 1255-nucleotide messenger RNA. RefSeq lists its product as uncharacterized. Bases 139 to 1149 code for a protein of 336 amino acids. The transcript has 7 exons. The record is from RefSeq and is a predicted model, not a curated record. Lineage: Eukaryota; Metazoa; Cnidaria; Anthozoa; Malacalcyonacea; Nephtheidae. Gene Ontology annotation, molecular function: protein binding.